Molecule: messenger RNA, 602 nt
Organism: Micromonas commoda
Lineage: Eukaryota; Viridiplantae; Chlorophyta; Mamiellophyceae; Mamiellales; Mamiellaceae
Exons: 3
Coding region: 18-602 (194 amino acids)
Biological process (GO): translation; positive regulation of translational fidelity
Cellular component (GO): cytosolic small ribosomal subunit
Molecular function (GO): structural constituent of ribosome; rRNA binding
Source: RefSeq, a predicted model, not a curated record
GCGAAGGGACAGCCAAGAUGCCGUCCACCACCUUCUACAGGAGCUACUCCAAGACUUUCAAGAAGCCUCGUCGUCCGUUCGAGAAGGAGCGUCUCGACAGUGAGCUCAAGAUCGUCGGCGAGUAUGGUCUCCGCAACAAGCGUGAGCUCUGGCGCGUGCAGUUCGCGCUGAACAAGCUCCGCAACGCUGCCCGCGUGCUCCUCACCCUCGACGAGAAGGACCCCAAGAGGAUCUUCGAGGGCGAGGCCAUCAUGCGCCGCAUGUACCGCUACGGUCUCCUGGACGAGUCCCAGGACAAGCUCGAUUACGUGCUCGCGCUCACCCCCGAGAUUUUCCUCGAGCGCCGUCUCCAGACCAUCGUGUUCAAGCUCGGCCUCGCGAAGUCUGUUCACCACGCGCGCGUGCUGAUCAAGCAGCGCCACAUCCGCGUGGGCAAGCAGAUUGUGAACAUCCCCUCCUUCCUCGUGCGUGCUGACAGCCAGAAGCACAUCGACUAUUCGCUCAACUCUCCUCUCGGUGGCGGCCGCCCGGGUCGCGUCAAGCGCAAGAGGAUGGCGGCUGCCGGUGGGGGUGGUGGUGAUGGUGAGGAGGAGGACGAGUAA